Pan troglodytes (chimpanzee) is the source of this 4038-nucleotide messenger RNA. RefSeq names its product semaphorin 6C (gene SEMA6C). Gene Ontology annotation, biological process: neural crest cell migration; positive regulation of cell migration; semaphorin-plexin signaling pathway. The coding region runs from base 96 to 3266 and encodes 1056 amino acids. The transcript has 19 exons. NCBI's taxonomy places the organism in Eukaryota, Metazoa, Chordata, Mammalia, Primates, Hominidae. Gene Ontology annotation, molecular function: semaphorin receptor binding; chemorepellent activity. Gene Ontology annotation, cellular component: plasma membrane. The record is from RefSeq and is a predicted model, not a curated record.
CGUUCCGGACUUUGUGUCACGGGUGCUCCUCUGUCCUUGUGCAAGCCGGAAUCUGAGCACCCUCUGAAGGGUUGGCUCGUGCAAAGAGGCGGCGAAUGGGGCCCUCGAGCAACAUCGGUCCCAGCGCCUAUCUCCUUCCUUCAGCCCGCUCGGCCCGGGGCUUUGUUAGACUGAGGUCUCCCAAGGAGGACAUCCGAGCUGGCAACUGCCUCCUGAGCCCACGGUCCCCACUGAGCGCCGGCCUCAGGCCCGCCCUCGUCGGUUCUCAGCCUCUGGCCCCGUUUCCCUGGCCUGGGAGACCCGCCUCCGCUCCCCAACCCCCGCUCCUAUCCCCUCUCCGUCUGCGCCUGCAGGCCCCUCCAGCCCCUCCUCUCGCUAACGUGGCUCUGGGACCCGGUCCCGGCCCAGACUCUGCUACCGGCCCCUCCUCGGAGCCCCGGAUCCGGUCACAGGUUUCCUAUCCCCCUCAAGCCCCCACAGGAGUCACCAACCCAGGUACUUCCCCAUUAUCCUGGUUUCGGGGCCUGGAGGAUGAUGCUGUGGCUGCAGAACUUGGGCUGGACUUUCAGAGAUUCCUGACCUUGAACCGGACCUUGCUAGUGGCUGCCCGGGAUCACGUUUUCUCCUUCGAUCUUCAAGCCGAAGAAGAAGGGGAGGGGCUGGUGCCCAACAAGUAUCUAACAUGGAGAAGCCAAGAUGUGGAGAACUGUGCUGUACGGGGAAAGCUGACGGAUGAGUGCUACAACUAUAUUCGUGUUCUUGUUCCCUGGGACUCCCAGACGCUCCUUGCCUGUGGAACGAACUCAUUCAGCCCUGUGUGCCGCAGCUAUGGGAUAACUUCGCUGCAGCAGGAGGGUGAGGAACUGAGUGGGCAGGCUCGAUGCCCCUUUGAUGCCACCCAGUCCAACGUGGCCAUCUUUGCAGAGGGCAGCCUGUACUCAGCCACAGCUGCGGAUUUCCAGGCCAGUGAUGCUGUAGUUUACAGAAGCCUUGGGCCCCAGCCCCCACUCCGCUCCGCCAAGUAUGACUCCAAGUGGCUCCGAGAGCCACACUUUGUCCAGGCCUUGGAGCAUGGAGACCAUGUCUACUUCUUCUUCCGCGAGGUCUCUGUGGAGGAUGCUCGGCUGGGGAGGGUGCAGUUCUCCCGCGUAGCCCGAGUAUGUAAACGUGACAUGGGCGGCUCGCCUCGGGCCUUGGACCGCCACUGGACAUCCUUCCUGAAGCUUCGGCUCAACUGCUCUGUCCCUGGGGACUCUACUUUCUAUUUUGACGUUUUACAGGCCUUGACUGGGCCUGUGAACCUGCAUGGCCGCUCUGCUCUCUUUGGGGUCUUCACCACCCAGACCAAUAGCAUCCCUGGCUCUGCCGUCUGCGCCUUCUACCUGGAUGAGAUUGAGCGUGGGUUUGAGGGCAAGUUCAAGGAGCAGAGGAGUCUGGAUGGGGCCUGGACUCCUGUGUCUGAGGACAGAGUUCCCUCACCCAGGCCAGGAUCCUGUGCAGGAGUAGGGGGAGCUGCCUUGUUCUCCUCUUCCCGAGACCUCCCUGAUGAUGUCCUGACCUUCAUCAAGGCUCACCCGCUGCUGGACCCCGCUGUACCACCUGUCACCCAUCAGCCUCUACUCACUCUCACUAGCAGGGCCCUACUGACCCAAGUAGCUGUGGAUGGCAUGGCUGGUCCCCACAGUAACAUCACAGUCAUGUUCCUUGGCUCCAAUGAUGGGACAGUGCUGAAGGUGCUGCCCCCAGGUGGGCGAUCCGGGGGACCUGAGCCCAUCCUCCUGGAAGAGAUUGAUGCCUACAGCCCUGCCCGGUGCAGUGGGAAGCGGACAGCCCAAACAGCACGACGGAUCAUAGGGCUGGAGCUGGACACUGAGGGUCACAGGCUUUUUGUGGCUUUUUCUGGCUGUAUUGUCUACCUCCCUCUCAGCCGGUGUGCCCGGCAUGGGGCCUGUCAGAGGAGCUGUUUGGCUUCUCAGGACCCAUACUGUGGAUGGCAUAGCUCCAGGGGCUGUGUGGAUAUCAGGGGAUCUGGUGGGACUGAUGUGGAUCAGGCUGGGAACCAGGAAUCCAUGGAGCAUGGUGACUGCCAAGAUGGAGCUACUGGGAGUCAGUCUGGCCCUGGGGAUUCUGCUUAUGUGCUUCCGGGUCCUGGCCCUUCCCCUGGGACCCCCAGUCCUCCCAGUGAUGCCCACCCCCGGCCCCAGUCUUCCACUCUUGGAGUUCACACUCGGGGCGUGCGCCGGGACCUGCCCCCAGCCUCGGCCUCCCGCUCCGUCCCCAUCCCACUCCUCCUGGCCAGUGUGGCUGCAGCUUUUGCCCUGGGCGCCUCAGUCUCUGGCCUCCUGGUCUCCUGUGCUUGUCGCCGCGCCCACCGACGUCGGGGCAAGGACAUCGAGACUCCGGGGCUCCCGCGCCCUCUCUCCCUCCGCAGUUUGGCCCGGCUCCACGGUGGGGGCCCAGAGCCCCCGCCGCCCUCCAAGGACCGGGACGCGGUGCAGACGCCGCAGCUCUACACCACCUUCCUGCCGCCUCCGGAGGGCGUGCCCCCGCCGGAGCUGGCCUGCCUACCCACCCCCGAGUCCACGCCGGAGCUGCCGGUCAAGCACCUCCGCGCCGCCGGGGACCCCUGGGAGUGGAACCAGAACAGGAACAACGCCAAGGAGGGUCCGGGCCGCUCACGGGGCGGGCACGCGGCGGGCAGGCCCGCGCCCCGCGUGCUGGUGAGGCCACCGCCGCCCGGCUGUCCCGGGCAGGCCGUGGAAGUCACCACCCUGGAGGAACUGCUGCGCUACCUGCACGGCCCGCAGCCGCCCAGAAAGGGGGCCGAGCCCCCCGCCCCUUUAACCUCGCGGGCGCUCCCGCCGGAGCCCGCCCCCGCCCUCUUGGGCGGCCCCAGCCCCAGGCCCCACGAGUGCGCCCCGCCGCUGAGGCUGGACGUGCCCCCCGAGGGCAGUUGCGCCUCUGCCCCCGCCCGGCCCGCGCUCUCCGCCCCCGCUCCCCGGCUGGGCGUCGGCGGAGGCCGGAGGUUGCCUUUCUCCGGCCACCGGGCCCCCCCUGCCCUGCUCACUCGAGUCCCCUCGGGAGGUCCCUCCAGGUACUCCGGGGGUCCCGGGAAGCACCUCCUGUACCUGGGCCGGCCCGAGGGCUACCGGGGCCGCGCCCUGAAAAGGGUGGACGUCGAGAAGCCCCAGUUGUCCCUGAAGCCUCCCCUCGUCGGGCCCUCCUCCCGCCAGGCCGUCCCGAACGGCGGCCGUUUCAACUUUUAAAGGGAGCGGCCCACGGCCUCCAGCGUGGGGAGCGCCCGAGUCCUCUCGGCCACGAGCUGGACGCUCUUCAGGACGUCUCACCGCCCCCUCGCCCCGCACCUCCAGCCUUCCCGACUCGCAGAGUCUCCCGAGGCCCCUUUUCGCCUCGGGUUUAUUUAUUGACUGUCUUUCCCCCUGUCCUCGACAGAGGAGUGGGAGGUGAGAAGCCCGUCCCCUCAGUGAGCCAGCAUUUCAGGGGGAGCUGGCGGACUCCCACUCCCCGCUCCCUUCCAGCCAAGCUGCCUUAACUCGCCCCUCGGGGCUCCCCCAGAGACUGUGCCCCGGGCGGGCCGCGCGCGCUGUGUCCAGAGUCCUCGGGCCUCCUGGGUCUGGGACGUGCCUCUCCUACUGUGUAGGAGCCUCCGCUUCCCAAUACAGCCGUGUCUGCAGCCACUGCCUGACUUCACUCGGGCGGGGGAGGGCGGCAGUCGGUCGGCUCGCUCUGGGCGCCCUCGCUCUCUGCCUUCAUCUGGGCCCUGGGCUCUCCCGGGUAAUGGGAUGGCUGCGGUCCCGCCGGGGGGCAGUCUGGAAAGGUUUCCUAAAGGAGACGAGCGAACUAACGGUGUCGAGGUGAGCCAGGGCCCGGGGGACCCCGGUAAAGUUUAGUUGAGGCUGGGGAAGGCCCUCGGAGCUCGUUUCCAGAUCGAGGUAAGAGGGACUUUCUUAAAGGCCUAGUCUAUGGGAUGGGGCGGCGGAGGGAAUUUUUUGAGAAAUAAAAUGAAGCUGCAGCGUA